CUAGUUUGUCACGGAAUUUGUAAAUCAAACGAAUUCGUUGAUUCCAUAUCGAUUCGCAUUUGCGUACACCCCUGACCCCUUGAUUUCUCUCAGUUCCGUUCUGCAUCAUAGAGUAUGGCCAGCCACGAUCUUCGAUUCUUCGAGUUGAACACAGGCGCUAAGAUACCUUCCGUUGGUUUGGGAACGUGGCUCGCUGAACCUGGCGUUGUUGCUCGCGCCUUGGCCACUGCAAUAAACGUUGGAUAUCGGCAUAUAGAUUGUGCGCAAAUUUAUGGCAAUGAAAAGGAGAUUGGUGCUGCCUUGAAGAAGUUAUUUGCUGAUGGUGUAGUUAAGCGUGAAGAUAUGUUUAUCACCUCCAAGCUAUGGUGUAAUGAUCACUUGCCGGAAAAUGUCCCAGAGGCAUUUGAUAAAACUUUACAAGAUUUGCAACUGGACUAUUUGGAUCUCUACCUUAUCCAUUGGCCAGUCAGUGCGAAAAACGGGAAGCUUACCAAACCUGACAUACCUAGCACAUGGAGAGCAAUGGAGGCACUCUACAAUUCUGGCAAGGCUCAAGCUAUAGGGGUCAGCAAUUUCUCUGUAAAGAAGCUUCAGGAUUUGUUGGAUGUGGCAAGUGUGCCUCCAGCUGUUAACCAAGUGGAAUUGCACCCUUCAUUACAGCAGCCAGAAUUGCAUGCUUUCUGUAAAUCCAAGGGAGUGCACUUAUCAGGCUAUUCACCACUGGGAAAAGGAUACAGUGAAAGUAAUAUUCUUAAAAAUCCAUUUCUGCACACAACUGCAGAGAAGUUAGGGAAGACUGCAGCACAAAUAGCUCUUAGAUGGGGACUACAAAUGGGCCACAGUGUGCUUCCCAAGAGCACAAAUGAUGCAAGGCUCAAGGAAAACUUUGAUCUCUUUGAUUGGUCCAUACCUGCAGAUUUGCUUGCCAACUUCUCUGACAUUAAGCAGGAGAGAAUAGUUACUGGAGAUGGUUUUUUUAGCAAGACAUCUCCCGGGUACAAAACAAUUGAAGAACUCUGGGAUGAGUAAUGGACAGUUUCCAUAUUGGCCACAUCCCCCCCCCCCCUCUUGCUUAAUGCAAAAAUGAGCCUAUCUUUAUGAUUAUUGUAAUAAUCUACGAUGUGUUUAUAAUUUUGGACUUGAGAUGUGUCAAGGGAGAUUUCGAGUUUACAUUAAUAACGUGUCAUUUUGGAAUUCAGUUGUUUGAGUCUUGACCUUAUUGUGUGUUUGACAAAACUAUUGUUAGAAGUCUAAUAUCGUUUAGAUUGGAAAAUGUUAGUUAUUAAUAUGUUAAUUUUUUGUUA
Glycine soja is the source of this 1304-nucleotide messenger RNA. RefSeq names its product NADPH-dependent aldo-keto reductase, chloroplastic-like. The transcript has 7 exons. Gene Ontology annotation, cellular component: cytosol. The record is from RefSeq and is a predicted model, not a curated record. The coding region runs from base 115 to 1029 and encodes 304 amino acids. Gene Ontology annotation, molecular function: aldose reductase (NADPH) activity. NCBI's taxonomy places the organism in Eukaryota, Viridiplantae, Streptophyta, Magnoliopsida, Fabales, Fabaceae.